AUGGAAUUACAUAAAAAAACAGCCAGAUUUACUCUUUUAUUACUAAAUCAAUUUGUAUUAGGUUUAACUGCAUCAAUAAGUAGUCUUGUUUUUAUUUUAAUGCUUGAAUUAACAAGCUAUUCAUAUCGUAGUCUUGUUGGUAAUAUAGCUUUAGCUUCUUUUGCAUUUGGUGAAACAUUAACAACAUUAUCUGCUUAUGUAAUAAAAAAUUGGCAAAAUCAUUUAUGA
Molecule: messenger RNA, 228 nt
Organism: Rotaria sp. Silwood1
Lineage: Eukaryota; Metazoa; Rotifera; Eurotatoria; Philodinida; Philodinidae
Source: the annotation of a GenBank genome assembly